AUUAUAAGAAGUCUUUCUAGUUGAAGGCGGCUAAAAUGCUUAGCCUUUGGUGAGGCAGAGGCAGAGGACGGGACGGUGGUGAUGACGAAUCACUCAACGACUAAUAAAUUAAACUAUCCAAUACUGAUUACUGUCACACGCAAGCGGCUUAAAAUUACCGUUUCCAACUGUGUGCUGUACAGUCGAGUCCAUAGUACUUAUGCUGUUCCCCACUCCCAUCCUUUGGUAUUUAAUGCAUACUCUUGAACCUGACCGCAUCCAGGCCGUUGAAUGUCCCAAACAGACAGAAUAGGAAACUGGGUUGUUUCAGGCAUUUUGUUCAGAGUAUGAAGAUCCUAAAAUGAUUCAUUAGUGGCAGAUCCCAAUGUUGUGUACGGACGGCUUAUGAGAAAAUAUCCAGUCUUUAGACUUUUGGGUCCUUGGCUUUCCGUUAUCCUACUUACGUCAGCAGCUGCUGCUGCUGCUGAUGAGUCUCUUUCUCUUUCUCUUUCUCUUUCCCUGUGUCGGCCACUGAAAGCGAGAUUCUGUAUACAACGGGUCAUUAUAGAGUAGAAUCGAGAAUCUAGCUUGACAACCUCUCUCUCUCUCUCUCUCUCUAUCUUCAUAUCUGUCUCCCAAUCGCUUCUAAUGGAUACCAGGAAGACCGGGUUCUCCGACUCCAACGACAUCGUAAGCAAUAGCAGUAGCAUAUGUUGCGUAGGCCAGACGUCGUCGCCGUCUGAGCCUUUCUCGCUUCCUAGUAGUAAUAGUGAUGUCUCCGCUCUCAGUCGUCUUUCAGAUAACUUGGAGUCGAUGUUCGUCGGGUCAAACGACUUUGACUUCUUCGCCGACGCCAAGCUCGUGGUGAGCACCGGCCAGGAGGUUGCGGUCCACCGCUGCGUUCUCUCAGCGAGAAGUCCUUUCUUCAGGAAUGCCUUCUCUGGCUCCAGAGACGGGGAGGCUCGGUUCCAAUUGAAGGAAUUGGCUAAGGACUACGACGUCGGGUUCGAGGCUGUGGUUGCGGUUUUACAUUAUCUGUAUAGCGGGAAGGUGAGGUCGUUUCCGGAAGGGGUUUGUGUUUGCGUCGACGAAGAUUGCACGCAUAUGGCGUGUCGUCCUACUGUGGAUUUCAUGGUGGAGGUCCUUUAUGCUUCCUUCACGUUUCAAGUCUUUGAAUUGGUGGCUCUUUAUCAGAGUCGCCUUUCAGAAAUCCUUGACAAAAUUGCAAUUGAUGACAUGUUGGUAGUUCUGUCUGUUGUAAAUAUGUGUGGGAAAGCAUGUGAGAGACUGCUUGGGCGGUGCAUUGAGAUCAUUGUUAAAUCUGAUGUCGAUGUUGUUACUUUUGAUAGAGCCUUGCCCCAUGACAUUGUCAAACAAAUCAUGGAUUCGCGCUUCAAUCUCGGUUUCAACAAUUCUGAAAGCCACAGCUUUCCGGAGAAACAUAUAAAGAGAAUCCAUAGAGCUCUAGAUUCAGACGAUGUUGAAUUGGUCAGAAUGUUGCUCAAAGAGGCUCAUACUAGUCUUGAUGAUGCCUAUGCACUCCAUUAUGCAGUGGCAUACUGCGAUGCAAAGACCACGACGGAGUUGCUUGAUCUUGGACUUGCCGAUGUUAAUUGUAGAAAUCUGAGGGGUUACACUGUUUUGCAUGUUGCGGCAUUGCGUAGAGAGCCUAAGAUUAUAGUCUCCCUUUUGACAAAGGGAGCUCGACCAUCAGAUCUUACAUUGGAUGGUAGAAAAGCACUUCAGAUCACAAAGCGUCUUACAAGGGCUGCAGAUUACUUCAAGUCUAAGGAAGGGGGGAAAACCUCUCAUAAUAACAAGUUAUGCAUAGAGAUAUUAGAGCAAGCUGAAAGAAGGGAUCCGUUGGUAGGAGAAGCAUCUCUUUCUCUUGCUACGGCUGGUGAUGAUCUGCGGAUGAAACUGUUGUACCUUGAAAAUAGAGUUGGAUUGGCAAAACUUCUAUUCCCCAUGGAAGCCAAGGUUGUAAUGGAUAUUGCUCAAAUUGAUGGCACCUCUGAGUUCCCCUUAAUCGCGAUCAACUCAAGGACUUUGACUGGCACCCAGAGGACUACUGUAGACUUAAAUGAGGCUCCUUUCAAGAUUCAAGAGGAGCAUCUGAUCAGGCUGAGAGCGCUCUCUAGAACUGUGGAACUUGGGAAACGGUUCUUUCCUCGUUGCUCAGAAGUAUUGAAUACGAUCAUGGAUGCUGAUGAUUUAUCGCAGUUGGCAUACCUUGGGAAUGACACUCCCGAAGAACGUCUUGUAAAGAAACAGAGGUACAUGGAACUCCAAGAAGAUCUAAAUAAGGCGUUCAAGGAGGACAAAGAGGAAUUUGACCGCUCUGCAAUAUCAUCUUCUUCAUCUUCCACAUCAGUAGGAGUGGUGAAGCCUAAUGGUAAGCUCACCCUCAACUAGUAGAAAAACUCAAAAAUAUAAGAUGCAAAAAAUGUAUUGAUUGGUGUUGUAUCAUAUCCAUUUUUGUCUUUUUAAGGUGUUGUAUCAUAUCCACUUUAUUCCCAUCUUUUCUUUAAUUUGUGCUGAUAAUUUUUGUUCCUCCG
Molecule: messenger RNA, 2537 nt
Organism: Ziziphus jujuba (common jujube)
Lineage: Eukaryota; Viridiplantae; Streptophyta; Magnoliopsida; Rosales; Rhamnaceae
Product: BTB/POZ domain and ankyrin repeat-containing protein NPR1
Exons: 4
Coding region: 628-2394 (588 amino acids)
Biological process (GO): regulation of jasmonic acid mediated signaling pathway; systemic acquired resistance, salicylic acid mediated signaling pathway; defense response to bacterium
Cellular component (GO): nucleus; cytoplasm
Molecular function (GO): protein binding
Source: RefSeq, a predicted model, not a curated record